ACAGUACAUACCCAUAAACCUUUGUUCUUUCUUCAACGUUCAACGCUCUAUUUCGAGAUGUCUCAAGACAACUGAGAGAAGAAAUUUGAUGGCAACCAGCCAACCAAUCUUUUCCUACUUAACCCACUGCAAUUAACCAGCCCAUUUGUGUUACACGUCCACGUGCUCAAUAGCAAAUGGCCUCAAUCAGGCAUGAUGUUCAGUUUGUGGAUGAGCACAGAGCACAGCUCAUUGAGAAGGUCACCAAUGUUAUGCCCCUGGCUGACAGACUGCACUCCAAGGGCAUGCUACAUGCGGAAGCCUAUAAUGAAAUCCAGGCAGAAAGAACCCCAGAGAUGAAAAUGAGGCGCAUUUUUAAUGCUGUGUCUGGAGUGAACCAAACAAAGGCUCUUCUAUACAAAUUGCUGCAAGAGCUUGAACCACAUCUGAUGGAAGAGCUGGAAAACAACACUGGUACUCAGAAAAGGCAUUUGCUGUCUAUUUCUGGUGCUUCUAGUGAGAUCCAGGAGAAAAGAGGGAGGUUCCCAGGUCAAACUAUCAGUGAGUACAAGGAGACACUGCGCACAGAUAAUGACACAUUUGAGGAGUAUAACUCCCUUCCUGGUGAAGAAGUUCCACUGACUGAUCGCUACACAAAACUGCUGAUUGUUCAACGGCACCGUAAGGAGGAGGAAAAAGUGGAGGAGCUUCGUUCCAGGGGCCAGGAGCACAAUGAGGUCCUCAGCUCCAGAUGUGAUGAAGAUGGCAGCAGCACCAGUGUUGAACAGCUGUUCCAUCCUGAUGAUCGUGGACGCAUUCCAAAAGCAGUCAUUCUCCAGGGUGAUUCUGGACAUGGCAAAACCUUUACGGUUCAGAAGAUUGUUUACGACUGGGCUUGUGGGAACCUCUUCCAAGGACAAUUUGAGCUUGUGCUUCACUUGAAUUGUAAAGAGCUUAAUCUUUUGUCAGGGGAGAAGAAUCUGAUGCAGCUCCUGGAUUGCAGCUCUGAGUUUGCACCUGUGAUUGAGGAAAUGCUGUUAAACGCACCACAGAAAGUACUCUUCAUUAUUGAUGGCUUUGAUGAACUUAAAUUCUCACUGGAUGACAACACAAAGGUCCCUUCUGAUGCCUUCACGUCUGCUCCAGUUGAAGCCACCCUGAGUGCUUUGUUGCAAGGGCGCAUCCUGCACAAAUCGUUCCUUCUAGUCACCACCAGGUCCACAGCCUCAGACAAACUGAGCAAGCUACUCCGAUGCCCAAAGCGUUUCACUGAGAUUCUGGGCUUCUCAGAAGCAGCAGUCAUGGAGUAUUUCAAAAGGUUCUUUACAGACACCAAGUUGUCAGAUGAAGCAUACAAGUAUGUGAAGGCAGACAUAAUGCUCUCUACUGCCUGUUCCAUCCCUGUUAUAUGUUGGAUCGUCUGCACAACCUUCAGGGAGUAUUUUGAGGACAGCAAGGGGAAUAUGAAGGGGCUUGAAACCACCACCUCCAUAUUCUUACAGUUUGUGUCCCAUUUGCUGAAGCAUCACUGUCAGGGCUUAAAUCAGCCUGCCAUCACUCUGCUGAGGAGCCUUGCCAAGCUGGCAGAGAGGGGAAUACUAAAGAAGCAAGUUCUGUUGGAGGAGAAGUGUGUUUUGGAGGCUUCAUCUGAUCCUACAAGCAUUCCGUUUUUACACAAGUUCCUCAGGAAGAAGAAAACUGGAGUGAAGACCAUGUACAGUUUCAUGCACCUCAGCUUCCAGGAGUUUUUCACUGCUCUCCACUACCUUAUCACUGAUGAUGAAAAAGCUCAAAGAAAGCUUGAAAAGAGGCUUCCCUAUAGUUAUCACACGUUCACUGAUGAGCUAGACGAACUUAAACUUCCAGACAUGUACUACAGUGACUUUCUUCAUGUAAUCACAUUCCUCUUUGGUCUUUGUAAUAUGGAGGGAACAAAGUUCAUUGAGCAACAUUACAACAUUUCUGUCUCACCAACCAUUCGUGAUUCUCUGGAGAAAUGGAUCCUAGAAAUAACUGCUGAUGAGGAUCAUCCAUUGCGUCAUAGUGAUUUUAUCCUUCGCUGUCUUUAUGAGCUACAUGAUGAGCAGGUUGUGCAGAAGGUCAUUACAUCUUGGGGAUUUAUUGAUAGGUCUCAGUAUUUUGAAAGUGACAUGAUCUGUUGGAUGCUUAGAUAUUGCAUCCUCUGCUGUCAUCGUAUCAAAGGUCUUGCUAUUUCUGUGGACAACACAGAAAAGCUCAAGAUGCUUCAACCUGCAUUGCCCUGCUGUGAGGAACUAAGGUUGACACUUUGUGAUCUGAAGGAUGCUGAUGUUGACAGUGUGAUUUUAUCCCUGGAGGGCAGAACAGUUGUCACUAAGCUAAGAAUAAUUAGAAGCAAUCUCAGUGAACAGAGUUUCCAACAGAUUCUCACUCUUAUGAGUGACCAAAAUUCACUGGAAAAUAUUUCACUAUCAGUGAAGACCAUCACCUCUAGUGUUGUUGCUGCCUUUGUACAAUUUGUACACCAGAAAGAGAUUAAUGAGGCCGAACUCAAGUCCGGUGAUGAGGACAGUUGCUACUCACAUUUCUCCAUCAAGGGAACCAAGGGAUCAAGCAGGAGCUACAGGUUCAAACUGUGUGGCCUGGAGGAUGAUGGUGUCGAUGGUGGGAUCUCAGCCCUGGAUGAAACAACACUGGUCACAGAGCUAACAAUAAUUAGAAGUCGUCUUAGUGAACAGAGUUUCCAAAAGAUCCUCACUCAACUCAGUAACCAACAUUCACUGCAACAUAUUUCACUAUCAGUGAAGACCAUCACCUCCAGUGUUGUUGCUACAUUUUUACAAUUCAUCCAAAACAAAGAGAUUGAUAUACCUGUUGUCUGUUAUAGUGAGGCCGAGCUUGAGUCCUGUGAUAAGGGCAGUUGCUGCUCAUCUCUUCUUAUUCAGAGAGACAAGGAGGGUAACAGGAGCUACAGCAUCACUGCUGGAUACUUUUAUGAUCUCAAAUUUAUAAAUUCGGCUGUACUCAAUCCUUGGAGACCACAGACAACACGUAAGAACACCCCUAUGCCAGAACCUGCCCUCUCCCUCAGCUUCUCAGAAUCCACAGAGACCUCAGGCGCUGACUGGAUUGGCAUAUUACAAAGGUUUCACACAUUAAAAAAUGUAACCCAAAGCAGUCCUGAAUUCCCUGGGGAAAUGGAAGCUUUGCUGUCUUCUCUGCACUCCACACCUCAUCUGACUGCAUUGGACGUAGCGGUGACCUGUUUGGACAUGAGCUGGGCUGUUUGGACUCUCUCACUCUACCACACUUGCCCUGGUUUGGCUGUCAGGAUGACGGAGCCGACCUGGGGCAAUGAACAAAGUGUCUGUUCGCAUAUGUCCAUAAAAAAAAACAUACUCUCUUUGGAAAACUUCACUCUUUACUCAGAUGAGAGUAUUCAAGACUCCACACCCCCACCAGCCUUCAGCACCAUCACACUCACGCUACCACAGUCAUGGGAGAUGUCCAGCUUUGACUGGAAAGACAUCGUGCUGAAGCUUCACCAAGUGAAAAACAACACAGAAAAUCCAACACUAGAUGAGUAUCAGGGUGCUUUACUCACUUCCCUGCACAGUCUCCCUAUUCAGAAGCUUUUUAUGGAAGUGCCCUGCCUUACAGACACUUGGGCUCAAGGAAUUGUCUCCCUCAUUCAGAUGUGUCUCACCAUAAAACAGUUACACCUGCAUGUGGGUAAGCCUGGUUUUCCACGUCGCUUUUUACUAGAGAGUCCAGUUCAACUGUUAAAGAACUCCAAACUACGUUCAGAUUGCACUCUUAUGGUUGAGGGUGUCCGAUGCAAGAAGACCACAGAUCAGUGCACAGAUGAUAAGAACCAUCCGCGCUGCAACCGGCGUAUGAAAAUCACGAUUGAGGGAGAAGCUGUGCAAGAGGAUUGGACAGGUGUAUAUGACUUUAUAUAUGACCUUCGUGACUCUAUGGAGUCUCUUAUAAAUGCUUCUGAUUAUGGAGAAGAUUAUGAGAGUUAUGAGUAUGAUGAUUGCAACACUGUCUGGGACAGUGAUGAUAACACCAUGGCCAGACCACCUGAAGAUGAGCAGGGUGGAGAUGAAGACGCAGGGUAGAUGUUCUCCCCAGUCCCCACACAUUUGUUUUUUGCCAAGGAGUUUAUCUCCUCAUUUACUGAAACACACACACACACAAAUAUUAUAUGAAAAUGAAACACAUAAUGCACACACUCAUGCAUACAGAAGCAUUUGCUUUCUCUUUUUAUCUCUUCUGCUGAACAUUCAGGCUGCAGUAUGCCAUGUCCAUUUUCAUUACAUUGUUGUCAAUAUACUGUAAAUGUUGAAAAUAAAAUCUAAUGUUUAUUGCUAUACAGUUUCUGGAGAUUGAGCACCUACCAGCAACUUCAUUGUCACAGUGACCUAAGAGUGUCUUUUCCCAGUUCCCUGAGCUGCAGUGACAACAGCAGCAGUCUGGUGUAUUCUAGU
This is a messenger RNA of Sardina pilchardus (European sardine), 4451 nucleotides long. RefSeq names its product NACHT, LRR and PYD domains-containing protein 1 homolog. The coding region runs from base 177 to 4082 and encodes 1301 amino acids. The record is from RefSeq and is a predicted model, not a curated record. Gene Ontology annotation, biological process: inflammatory response; regulation of apoptotic process; innate immune response. NCBI's taxonomy places the organism in Eukaryota, Metazoa, Chordata, Actinopteri, Clupeiformes, Clupeidae. Gene Ontology annotation, cellular component: cytoplasm. The transcript has 18 exons.